AUGUGGCACUACCACAUUCUUUUUAUGUUGUCGUGGCUUGGCUACUUGGGGGCUAAUCCAGAUGGCGGUGUUCUCUUCAACUACCCCAAUUUAAAGGACGAUAUUUACGAGCAGCCUGUCAACAUGAUGUCGCCAAAAAAGAUCCCCCACCAGAAGGGAGACGCCGAAGUUAUACCGGAGAGGCCGGACUACUCCGGGGUUCCUUACGACUGGCCGGCCCUGGAUGAAUUCCUGGAGGGAAAGGACGAGGAACGGGACCAUAACAGACUGAAACGAAAAGCCAAGAACGCGGGGAGCUUCGGCAGCGGCUCCGGCGGGCCGAGGCUCCGCGAGCGGCCGCACCACUACCUCUACCCCGAGCCGGUCAAGGACCGCCCCAUCGAGUUCACCACCACCACCAGGCGGCCGAGCAUCCUUCCCGACCAGAUGAACCCCGGCGUGAUAUUCCGCGUGCGCAUGUCAGACGCGAUACUGCGAAUCAAGCAGCGCAUGUACGAGGACCCCGAGCGGCACAUCGAGGCGGACAUAAUCUACACGAACCUGAUAAAGAAGGCGGUGACGGACGAGAUAGCGAAGUUCCACAACCUGCUGCUGGUUUACAAGACGGACAGGAGCAUAAAGGAGCACCUGGGCGAGUGCGGCGGCAGGAUAUACAAGUUCAUCAGCUACAUGAGCAUCAAGGUGCACAUAUAUUGCCUGUUCGACGCGCUCUGGAUAGAUGGCAACCCGUACGUGAUCGGGGACGAGUACACCGUGACCCCGGUGGAGGUACCGCCGCUGCUGCAGUGCGACGCGGCCGAGUGCAACUCCAUCGUCUUCGUGGACUCCAUCACCGAGCCGAAGGACAUUGAGGAG
Molecule: messenger RNA, 855 nt
Organism: Iphiclides podalirius (scarce swallowtail)
Lineage: Eukaryota; Metazoa; Arthropoda; Insecta; Lepidoptera; Papilionidae
Source: the annotation of a GenBank genome assembly